AUGCCCCGGGGACUUCCGGCGUGUGCCGGAAGCGGCGGUCGCCGUGGCAACCGGCGCGCCGGAAGGGCCCGUCGCCGGGGCGACCGCCGUCGCUCGCCUUCAUUGCCCACCGCGCCGCCGUCCCACAAGCACCGCGCCUUUGACACGAUGUGUGCCUCCAUGAAAAGGGUGAACGCAUUUGCACGACUCAGGCCAUCGGCUGACUUCUCACAAGAUAUGAUCAAGCUUGGGGCGGACAAUCAGACGAUCAAUUUCUACAUUGAGAGAGACCGUUCAAAGGGGGUCGUCAACAACAAACAGACAGACUGGUCUUUUAAACUGGAUGGCAUCCUUCACCACGCGGCACAAGAGCUGGUUUACGACACGGUAGCCAGAGACCUGGUCUCCCAAGCUCUCAAUGGAUAUAAUGGUACUAUCAUAUGCUAUGGGCAAACAGGAGCUGGAAAGACUUACACUAUGACGGGCACAACACAGGACUAUGAGCACCGAGGAAUCAUCCCCCGAGCUAUUCAACAGGUGUUCAAGGCCAUAGAGGAGCACUCCAGUCAGUUCAUGACCAUCCGAGUGUCUUACAUGGAGAUCCACAACGAGACCAUCUUCGACCUCUUGUCCUCGACUCCCCAUGCUCCUGGGGCUCCGAUGUCUGUCGUGGAAGGCCCCCAGGGGGUGUCUGUGAAAGGGCUGACCGUGCACGCCUGUCCCAGCGAAGAAAUGGCUUUGAACUUUUUGUUCGAGGGUGACACCAACAGAACCGUCGGCCAGCAUGCUCUGAACAGCCACUCCUCUCGGUCCCACUGCAUCUUCACUGUUUACAUUGAGUGUCAUUCCAGAAUCAUGUCAGACGCCACCUUCGUCACCUCCAAAAUUAACCUAGUAGAUCUGGCGGGCUCGGAGAGGUUGGCCAAGAGCAAGUCGGAGGGUCGCGGACUGAAGGAGACGACCUACAUCAACAAGUCGCUGUCGUUCUUUGAGCAAGUCGUCCUCGCGUUGUCUGAGCGUAACAGGGAGCACGUCCCCUUCCGGCAGAGCAAGCUCACCUACACCCUGAAGGACUCCUUAGGUGGAAACUGCAAUACGGUCCUGGUGGCCAAUAUCUGCAGCGAGGCCGUUCACAUUGUGGAGACGCUCUCGACGCUUCGUUUCGCCACCAGAAUGAAGUGGGUGACCACUGCGCCAGUCGUGAAUGAAAAAUACGACACGGAGCGCCUGCUGAAAAAUGUCGAAAAAGAGGUCCUCUAUCUGAAGGAGGAGCUGGCGGUGCACAACAGCCUGCUGAAUCGCCCACCAGUGACUUAUGAGCCCCUGAAUGAAAUCCAGGUGGCAGAGAUCAACUCUCAAGUCCGUCGGUUCCUGGAAGGAACCAUAGAUGAGCUCGACAUUGUGAGCCUCAGACAAAUCCAUGAAAUCUUUAACCAGUUCAAAACCAUCUUGAGCCAACAGGAGCAGGAGGUGGAAGCCAGGCUGAGGAGCAAGUACACCCUGAUCGACAAAAACGACUUUGCCACUCUGUCUGCGGUCCAGAAGGCAGGAUUAGUUGACGCUGACGGCCACAUGGUUGGUGAGGUUGACGGGCAAGGAUUCGGCAUCGGAGUUGCUCCUUUCUCAUCCAAGCCCGGAGGGAAGAGAGCGAAAAUGAAGAAAGGCAAAGAGCAGCCCAGCACCACUCCACGGAAGGAAGGCCUUGCCAGCCCCGUUUCCGGGAAGGAGCUGGAUUCCAUUUCCGCCUCACGCAGCCAGGGGUUCAGCAAGGAGCAGGAGACGAAGGAGGCCCAAGAUGUUCUCAGCGUGGAGACGCAUCGCUCCGAAUCUGUGCCUAAAGAUGAUACUGCAGCCCAGCCCAGCUGCCCGCCAGCCAGGACGGCAGCCUUCGAGGACUUCAAGAACGAGCGCGGCAGUGAGAUCAACCGGAUCUUUAAGGAGAACAAGGCCAUCCUGAACGACCGCAAGAAGAAGAUGAGCGCGGUCACGCAGAGGAUUAAUGUUCUCAAGCAGGAGAUAGACACCACCAAGCAGGUCCUGGAGGCCCAGAAACUGGAGCGGGAGCAGCAAGGAGAAUACCUGAAUGAGGAAGGCCAAGUCAUCAUCGAAGAAGAGGAAUUCCUGCUGCUGGUGAAGCUGAAGGACCUGCGGAAGCAGUACCGGGCUGACUUCAGCGAGUUCCGAGACCUCCAGUCCGAAGUCCAGUACUGCCAGCACUUGGUGGACCAGUGCCGUAGGAAGCUGCUCACAGAGUUUGAAAUCUGGUACAACGAGUCUUUCCUCAUCCCGGAGGAGGUCCAAGAGGCGCUGAAGCCCGGCAGCGGCGCUCUCAGGCUCGGCAUGAUUCCGAUCAACAGAGUCCUGACGCUGGAUGAAGACGAGCAGGAGAGGUUCGACCGGAUGCAGCAGGAAGUGCUGCCCUACUGCCCAGAUUCCGUCUCCUUCUAUAAUGCUAAAGCAAAGACUGACCGCAAGCACAAGUAUUCCCGAGCCAUGACCGCCCUGGAGCAGAUGAGGAAGAAGCCCUUCGGUAUCCAACCCGUGGUGAAGAACAAGCCCCCCUCGAUGCUCGAGAUCACGUAGCCGGGCCAGGAGGGCCUCCCGCCUUAUUCUCUGGGCAGGGGAACGUAAAGCAACCGACUUCCAAAUGUGACUCAAAAUGCCUUUAUUUUCAGGAAGGGCACACACAGCUCAAUAAAUCUCUGGAGGAUUCUGUUGAUUAACGCUUUAUGCUUGGGCGCGAAUCGCAUCUCAUCUCAUCCAUUGGUAUCAGUUAAGGGCAGGGCUUUUUUGGUAGAAAAAGCCCAGCAGGACCUCAUU
Molecule: messenger RNA, 2799 nt
Organism: Gekko japonicus
Lineage: Eukaryota; Metazoa; Chordata; Lepidosauria; Squamata; Gekkonidae
Gene: KIF9
Product: kinesin family member 9
Exons: 21
Coding region: 1-2562 (853 amino acids)
Biological process (GO): microtubule-based movement
Molecular function (GO): ATP binding; microtubule motor activity; microtubule binding
Source: RefSeq, a predicted model, not a curated record